AUGGAGGAUCUUCUGUCCUAUGUUUUGGUUUUUCUGUACCUUCAAACAGGAGUGGCAUUGAGCCCGGUGGUGACCUUCACCCCAAACUGGAAGAAGAUCUUCACAGGAGAGUCUAUAACAAUGACGUGUGAUUUUGGGUCUACCAGAGGAGGAGAUCUGACCUACACCUGGAUCAAAGAUGGUAAAAGGGUCCGUACAGGAAAAACCUUCACCAUUCCAUCUGCAAUAACUGCACAUAGCGGGGACUACAGCUGCCGGGCCCGUACAGAAAGAAGUGUCACCGCCAGACUGGAUGUUGUUGGUGGCAUGGUGAUCCUGUGGGCUCCUCUCUAUGUUCAUGAGGGAGAUGAUCUGACUCUGAGGUGUCACCAUCGUUCUGGCUACAUUGCACAAUAUACAACAUUCUACAAGGACGAUUCUGUCAUUCAAAGCUGGAGAGAAACAUCUGAAUUACAUGUAGGAAUUGUAAACAUGACGGACGCCGGGAGAUACAAAUGUACAAAGGAAAUUUCUUUGCCUACGAUUUAUGUAAAAUAUGUAACUUUCCAAGAUGAAGUUGUUAUCAAUGUACAAAAUCUAUUUGAAGUUCCAGAGAUAAUAAUGACCCCAAUUCCAGUGGUAGAAGGAGAUCACAUGACCCUGACAUGUGACACGAGUCUCAGUCCGCUCAGACCAGGGACAGAACUGACAUUUGCUUUCUACAGAGAUGGACGGAAUGUCGGAGAAUUCUCUUCAUCUAACGGAUAUGGAGUUCAGUCCGCUCAGGUGAAGGACUCUGGGAAAUAUUCAUGUGAAGUGACAACCAACAGUGUACAAAAGAGGAGUCAGGAGAUAAAGAUCCAGAUAAAUGAGCUGUUUGUGAAUCCAACAAUCAUCGGAAUCCAAUAUCCGGAGGUAGAAGGAGAUCACAUGACCCUGACAUGUGACACGAGUCUCAGUCCACUCAGACCGGGGACAGAACUCCAAUUUCCUUUCUACAGAGAUGGACGGAAUGUUCAGGAAUUCAAUUCCUCCAAUCAGUAUGGAGUCCAGUCCGCUCAGCUGGAGGAUUCUGGGAAUUAUUCCUGUGAUGUGAGAACAUCAGAUGGCACAGUGGAGAAAAGUAGUCACUUCCUCCCGAUUGUGAUAAAAGAGCUCUUUUCCACCCCGGUGCUGAAUGUAAGGACUACUGAAGUCCUAGAAGGUGACACCAUGACCCUGACAUGUGACACGAGUCUCAGUCCACUCACACCGGGGACAGAACUUCAAUUUGCUUUCUACAAAGAUGGAUGGAAUGUUCAGGAAUUCGGUUCCUCCCAUCAAUAUGGAGUCCAGUCCUCUCAGCUGGAGGAUUCUGGGAAUUAUUCCUGUGACGUGAGAUCUUCAGCCAGGCUUGUGAAGAAGAGCGCGGAGGUCUUUAUUCUGAUACAGUGGAAAUUCUGUGGAUUUGACAAUUUCUAA
Molecule: messenger RNA, 1440 nt
Organism: Nanorana parkeri
Lineage: Eukaryota; Metazoa; Chordata; Amphibia; Anura; Dicroglossidae
Product: Fc receptor-like protein 6
Exons: 7
Coding region: 1-1440 (479 amino acids)
Biological process (GO): cell surface receptor signaling pathway
Molecular function (GO): transmembrane signaling receptor activity
Source: RefSeq, a predicted model, not a curated record